Etheostoma spectabile (orangethroat darter) is the source of this 886-nucleotide messenger RNA. RefSeq lists its product as uncharacterized. Lineage: Eukaryota; Metazoa; Chordata; Actinopteri; Perciformes; Percidae. The transcript is spliced from 3 exons. The record is from RefSeq and is a predicted model, not a curated record. Bases 29 to 886 code for a protein of 285 amino acids.
UGUCAGUGGUCCUGGACCUCGGAGCAGAAUGGCUGCAGUCCCAGAGCUCUCCUUCCUGCUGGUCUCUCUCAUCAGCAGCAUCCACGCAGGAGAACACAUCUUCAUCAGAGAGGAAGGAGACGACUACACCUUCACCCCCCCCAAGACCACCUCCUGCCUGAUCUCCAGGUCUGUUGGGGGGGAGAACCUGGUCCUGUGGAACACCUCUGACCUCUGGUCCAACCAGUCCUCCGUACCUGGACCCCUGAAACAACGACUGGUCAGCGAUGUGGAGACUUCUUCUUACAGGAUCCUCAACCUGACCCAGUCCGACUCCGGCCCGUACCGAGAGGAGUGCUGGACCGAGGGCACCGUAACCCAUGGCAACAACAUCACUAUCAUGGUUUGUUCUUCAAUAGAUCAGAGCUUUAUGCUGUGGUCCAUUUUAACAGCGAGACCUGGAGAAACAGUGGACCUGCCAUGUAGGGGAGCAGCUGGUCAUCUGGACGUCCAGUGGAUCAAACAGGACUCUGGACAUGAGCAGGAGACAUGGAGCAGAGUUUUUGGGGACAAGACGACAUCAGAGAUGGACGAUGUUAGAGGAAGAUACCAAGUGGUGACAAAUUCAUCAGAUCUUCAUGUUUCCAGCGUCACGGCAACGGACUUUACAGACUACAGAUGUCUGGUGAUGGACCAGCAGUGGUGUGUCAGCAGUGAGGAUGUAGAGUUGAGACCAUCAUCUGAGGUGAUCUACAGCUCAGAGGGACAGACCGCCGUGUUGCCGUGCACCAUCACUGACUCCACUGAUGAACAGCCCCCCCGCUGGUCUGACAGGAUCUCAUCUGACCUAGGACUACUGAACCAGACUGAUCCUUCAGUAGACCAGAACUGGUGUUUUCAUCUCUGA